UCGAAAGAAAAACAAAAAAGGAAAAAUAUGUUUAAACUGUUACUGUUUCUAUGUUUGUUAAAAAUAUUUGCUUCUGUAAAAUUUGAUCCAUUAGGUUAUGUUGUAUAUUGUCCCUGUAUGGGUAGGUUUGGAAAUCAAGCUGAUCAUUUUCUGGGUGCACUAAGUUUUGCACAUGGCUUGAACAGAACUUUGGUCCUACCUCCCUGGGUCGAAUAUCGUUAUGGAGAACCUAAAUCUAUUCAAGUACCUUUUAAUACAUACUUUAAGGUUGAUCCCUUGGAAAAAUAUCAUAAAGUAAUGACAAUGGAGUUAUUUAUGGAGAAAAUAGCUCCAUAUGAAUGGCAAGAAAAUCAACGUGUAGCAUUUUGUUAUAUGGCAAGAGGUUCAGGAGCGAGCUGUAACGCUAAAGAAGGAAACCCUUUCAAACCAUUUUGGGAUACAUUUAACAUUGAUUUUAUAGGUUCGGAGUUUUAUAGCCCAUUUCAUUAUGACAUUUAUCAUGAUAAUAUGGCACAGCAGUGGAGAGAAAAGUAUGCACCAACCAAAUGGCCAGUUUUAGCAUUUACAGGAGCGCCUGGUAGCUUCCCCGUGCUAUCAGAAAAUAGAAAGCUGCAGAAGUAUUUACAAUGGUCAGAUAAUAUUGAAAAAGAAGCGAAUGAAUUUAUUAGAAACAAUUUACCAAAAGGAGGUUUUGUUGGCAUCCAUUUAAGAAAUGGAAUUGAUUGGGUGAGAGCUUGUGAACAUAUACCUGAAAGUCCGAAUCUGUUUGCUGCAGCUCAAUGUGUUGGUUACCAAAAUGAAAAAGGAAAAGCCACAAAAGACAUGUGUUUACCCUCUAAGGAAACUGUAUUAAGACAGCUGAAACGAGUGAUAAAAAACAUUAACAAUUCGGUUAAUAAUAAAAAUGAUCGUACAAUUAAGUCAGUUUAUGUUGCUUCAGAUAAUAAUCAUAUGUUAAAUGAAUUAGAAAUAGCACUUAAAAGAAUGAAGGUGCAAGUAUUUAAGUUCAAUAAAUCGAGUCCACAUAUUGAUUUAGCCAUUCUUGGUAUGUCCAAUCAUUUCAUUGGAAAUUGUAUAUCAUCGUUUAGUGCUUUUGUGAAAAGAGAAAGAGAUGUAAAAGGGUUUCCAUCUUCAUUUUGGGCAUAUCCUUCAGAGAAAAAUUAUAAGGGCAGUGAUCCUUCACACGAUGAAUUGUAAUUUUUGGCAGUUAAAUCACCUGAUUGAAUACAUUACAUGCUACAUGUAGUUUAAAAGUAAAUAUUUAAAUUAUUUUAUUGCAUGGAAAAAUAAUUAGAAUUGCAGUAUUGUUAAUAAUAGUAAGACAAAUGGUGUGUUUUCAAAAAAAAGUAUGUCCCUCAAGAGAGAGAAAAUAACGACUGUCUAAUGAAAGCUAUAUUGCAUUUAUUUAAUACUUUUUAUAACAGUUUUUAUAGAGGGUAAAUCUUGUGUCUUCAUAUUGAUGAAGGAAUUGUGAACAUAAUACUGUAUUAUUUGAAAACUUACGAGAAUAAUUUUUUAUAAAAUCUCGGAGCUGCGAACUUUUUAUACAUAGUAAUCAAUGUCACCGAUAUCCUCUUGUAGAGUUACAGUUAUACAAUAAAAAAAUAAAAAAGUUUG
This is a messenger RNA of Anoplophora glabripennis (Asian longhorned beetle), 1617 nucleotides long. Its product is annotated as GDP-fucose protein O-fucosyltransferase 1. NCBI's taxonomy places the organism in Eukaryota, Metazoa, Arthropoda, Insecta, Coleoptera, Cerambycidae. The coding region runs from base 28 to 1197 and encodes 389 amino acids. The transcript has 4 exons. Gene Ontology annotation, molecular function: peptide-O-fucosyltransferase activity. Gene Ontology annotation, biological process: protein O-linked glycosylation via fucose; Notch signaling pathway. The record is from RefSeq and is a predicted model, not a curated record.